AUGUUGGACGCGGGAAAACGUUUGACGCUGUCCAAGGUUGGACAGGGGAAAACGUUGGACUGGGGAAAACGGCGCACGAGGGCGCGCGCAGCAGCAGAGCGCACGAGGGCGCAGGCAGAGCAGAGCGCACAAGGGCGCGGGCAGCAGCAGGGCGCACGAGAGCACGGGCAGCAGCAGACCGCACGAGGGCGCAGGCAGAGCAGAGCGCACAAGGGCGCGGGCAGCAGCAGGGCGCACGAGGGCACGUGGCAGCAGCAGAGCGCACGAGGGCGCAGGCAGAGCAGAGCGCACAAGGGCGCGGGCCGCAGCAGGGCGCACGAGGGCGCAGGCAGCAGCAGAGCGCACGAGGGCGCAGGCAGAAGCAGGGCGGCAACAGGCAGCAAAGGCACGAGCAGCAACGGGCGGCAACAGGCAGCACAGGCACGGGCAGCAACGGGCGGCAACGGGCAGCGCAGGCACGGGCAGCAACGGGCGGCACAAGCACGGGCAGCAACGGGCGGCAACAGGCAGCACAGGCACGGGAAGCAACGGGCGGCAACAGGCAGCACAGACACUGGCAGCAACGAGCACAGGCACGGGCAGCAACGGGCGGCAACGGGCGGCAACAGGCAGCACAGGCACGGGCAGCAUCGGGCGGCAACGGGCAGCACAGGCACGGGCAGCAAUGGGCGGCAACAGGCAGCACAGGCACGGGCAGCAACAGGCAGCACAGGCACGGGCAGCAACGGGCGGCAACAGGCAGCACAGGCACGAGCAGCAACGGGCAGCAACAGGCAACACAAGCACGGGCAGCAACGGGCGGCAACGGGCAGCGCAGGCACGGGCAGCAACGGGCGGCAACGGGCGGCACAGGCACGGGCAGCAACGGGCGGCAACAGGCAGCACAGGCACAGGCAGCAACGGGCGGCAACAGGCAGCACAGGCACUGGCAGCAACGGGCAGCACAGGCACGGGCAGCAACGGGCGGCAACGGGCAGCACAGGCACGGGCAGCAACGGGCGGCAACAGGCAGCACAGGCACUGGCAGCAACGGGCGGCAACAGGCAGCACAGGCACUGGCAGCAACGGGCAGCACAGGCACGGGCAGCAACGGGCGGCAACAGGCAGCACAGGCACGGGCAGCAACAGGCAGCAACAGGCAGCACAAGCACAGGUAGCAACAGGCAGCACAGGCACGGGCAGCAACGGGCAGCAAAAGCACAGGCAGCAACAGGCAGCACAGGCACAGACAGCAACAGGCAGCACAGGCACGGGCAGCCAUACCGUGUCCAGGAGUGGCAGUGCAUACAGCUGUGGGGUCGGCGCCGUGGGCUGCUGCUGGGGCGGCUGCUCCAGGCGCUGCUGCUGCUGGGGCGGUCGCUGCAGUGGCGGCGGCUCCACGGGCUGCUGCUGCUGGGGCGGCUGCUCCAGGCGCUGCUGCUGCUGGGGCGGCUGCUCCAGACGCUGCUGCUGCUGGGGCGGCCGCUGCAGUGGCGGCAGCUCCUAGGGCUGCUGCUGUUUGGGGCGGCGGCUCCAGGGGCUGCUGCGCCUGGGGCGGCUGCUACAGUGGCGGCGGCUCCACGGGCUGCUGCUGCUGGGGCGGCUGCUCCAGGCGCUGCUGCUGCUGGGGCGGCUGCUCCAGACGCUGCUGCUGCUGGGGCGGCCGCUGCAGUGGCGGGCAGCUCCAGAGGCUGCUGCUCCGACCUCGUUGGUUUCGAGUCGGUCGGCGCUGCGUCUGCCCCGAUCCGGAGACGCCGCACCGGCAAGGGCAAGGGGGGCAAGGGUGCUGGAGGGGCUGGCGGGGGUGACGGAGGUGGCGGUGGAGGCAGAGGAGGGGGUGGGGGUGGUGGUGGGAGUGGUGGCGGGGGUGGAGGUGUCGGUGGCGGCAGUGGAUGCGGAGCCGGAGGCAGCGGUGGCGGUGGGAGCGGAGGUGGCGGAGGUGGCGGCGGAGGAGGAGGCGGCGGCGGAGGAGGCGCAGCUGGUCGGGGUGGCGCUGUGCAGAGGGUCGGCUCCGGUGGUGGUCAACGCCAGCGGGGUGGGGGUAUUGGUCCGUGCACCUACGUCCUACGCACCGGCGACCGCGCGGGUGAGCAGUGCGGGGGUGCGGACUCCACCUGCUGA
Closterium sp. NIES-65 is the source of this 2100-nucleotide messenger RNA. NCBI's taxonomy places the organism in Eukaryota, Viridiplantae, Streptophyta, Zygnematophyceae, Desmidiales, Closteriaceae. The record is from the annotation of a GenBank genome assembly.